Molecule: messenger RNA, 1875 nt
Organism: Morus notabilis
Lineage: Eukaryota; Viridiplantae; Streptophyta; Magnoliopsida; Rosales; Moraceae
Product: alcohol dehydrogenase
Exons: 8
Coding region: 221-1606 (461 amino acids)
Molecular function (GO): oxidoreductase activity
Source: RefSeq, a predicted model, not a curated record
AUGAUAAUGAUCUAUUAUUAUAUUAUUAUCCAUGUUACAUGUUAUCGUGUUCUUGAUUCGAGUCAAAAAAAAAAAAAAAACUCAAACUUUGGAUGAUGAGGCAGACUUCAGAGUAUAAUAAAUAACCCACGAAAGUCCAAACCAAGCAAAGCACCCAACCCAACCAAAAUAUCAGUGGAGACUUGAGAGCAGAGUAGAAUAGUGAUCGGAAGGAAGGAAAAUGGGUAUUUCCCCCAUCUUGAAUUUAAUACGCGGUGGCUCCGCCGCCAAAAGACUUCUCUUUGCAUCGUCAUCGUCGUCGUCAUUAGCAGCAGCAGCAUAUGUGAAUGUGGGUAUUGUUUUGGGUAGUAGAUCAUUAUCAUCGUCCUCCUUGGUGGGUCAUACGACUACGACUGAUAAUAAUCAGAAUCACAAUCACCACAAUCACAAUCAGAAUAGCAGAAACGGCAGAUGGUAUCAUUCGGCGGGAGCAGGGCUGCCGUCGUACAUGCGCGCCGCCGUGUUCAGGGAACCAAAUAAGCCACUCGCCCUGGAGGAAUUCCACAUCCCUCGCCCCAAAUCCGGUGAACUUCUCAUCAAAACCAAAGCUUGCGGAGUUUGCCACUCUGAUCUCCAUGUCAUGAAAGGUGAAAUUCCAUUUUCUACCCCCUGUGUCGUGGGGCAUGAAAUAACUGGUGAGGUUGUUGAACAUGGACCCCUUACGGACACCAAAAUUGCCGAAAGGUUUCCAAUUGGAUGUCAUGUUGUUGGAGCUUUUAUCAUGCCUUGUGGCAAUUGUUCCUUCUGUUCCAAGGGCCACGACGAUUUAUGCGAAGACUUCUUUGCUUACAACCGUGCAAAAGGAACCCUUUACGAUGGUGAGACUAGGCUGUUCCUCCGUAGUAGUGGACAACCAAUAUUCAUGUAUAGUAUGGGGGGUCUUGCCGAGUUCUGUGUUGUGCCAGCCCAUGGACUGACUAUUUUACCGGAUUCAUUGCCAUAUACGGAGUCUGCAAUUUUAGGCUGUGCAGUAUUUACUGCUUAUGGUGCAAUGGCUCAUGCGGCUGAGGUGCGACCUGGAGAUUCUGUUGCAGUGAUUGGAAUAGGAGGUGUUGGCUCUAGUUGUUUGCAGAUAGCAAGAGCAUUUGGUGCUUCUGAUAUAAUUGCUGUGGAUGUCCACGACGAAAAACUGCAAAAAGCUAAGAUUUUUGGUGCUACUCAUGCUAUAAAUGCAUUGAAAGAAGAUGCUGUUGAAAAGAUAAGAGAAAUAACUGGUGGAAAAGGAGUUGACAUCGCAGUGGAAGCCCUUGGGAAACCAAAGACAUUUUUGCAAUGCUUCGAAAGCGUUAAAGAUGGAGGGAAAGCUGUAAUGAUUGGACUUUCACAAGCCGGUGCAGUUGGGGAAGUAGAUAUAAACCGUCUUGUUCGUAGAAAGAUAAAAGUGAUUGGAUCUUAUGGGGGAAGGGCAAGGCAGGAUCUUCCAAAGCUGGUGAGACUGGCAGAAACAGGUAUAUUCAAUCUUAAGGAUGCUGUUUCUAGAAGGUAUAAGUUCGAGGAGGUCGACAGGGCAUUCCAGGAUCUUAACCAAGGCGCCAUUGUUGGCCGAGCCGUGGUUGAGAUAAUGUAGUUGUCUUCUUAUCUUCUUCGCCUUUAUACGGAGGCACAACUCCCUAACUACUCUCUUGUGUUUCACCAAAAAAAAAAAAAAAGGGUUUUUAUGUAACCAAACCAGGUUUCGGAUGUUACUUUUAAUCCUUGUCUCUUGCCCUUUAGGAAUGAGGGUUCUGGAACUGGGGCUACGUAUAGCCUCGUGUUUGCACUGCAAUAAGUUAUAAGUUCGGUUGGAUUUAAAAGGGGGGGAAAAAUGGUUGAAUAAAGAGUAUAUUCGUUCUGUCA